Messenger RNA from Penicillium subrubescens, 1713 nucleotides. Its product is annotated as class I adenylate-forming enzyme family protein. Gene Ontology annotation, molecular function: medium-chain fatty acid-CoA ligase activity. The coding region runs from base 1 to 1713 and encodes 570 amino acids. The record is from RefSeq and is a predicted model, not a curated record. The transcript has 5 exons. Gene Ontology annotation, biological process: fatty acid metabolic process. Lineage: Eukaryota; Fungi; Ascomycota; Eurotiomycetes; Eurotiales; Aspergillaceae.
AUGGCUAUCGAGGAAUCUACCCAACCCUCUGAAAGACCGCUUGAAGAAGUCUUUCCAAACGACAAAUUCUUCAGUAGCCUUCUCUCUUGUACAGAGCGGUUUCCAGGGAAUGCAAUUGCAGUGAAUGAUCCGACAAAUGGCGUGUCUGCCACAUACAAUCAAUUGAUCGGGGAUAUUGUCGCCACGCGCAAGGCGAUAUACGAUGCUUGGCCUCGUGAGAUCUUCGACAAUCAAGGAAUUUUGAAGGGCUCACCAUGGAUAGGUCUGUUGGUGCCUACUUCGUACGAGUUUGUCGUUGGUUGUCUUGUGAUUCUCUCGGUUGGAGGAGCUAUUAUGCCGAUGCCAAAGGCAAUUCUAUCGGAUGAGGCCGAUCAUUUCUUCGAGCAGUGCGAAUCUCGCCUGUUGAUCGUAGGAUCGGGUCAGCGGGAAGUUGCGCUCAAAAUUAAGGCAUAUCGAUAUACAGUCUCGCAUGAACCUAUACUCAGUCUACCUGUGACAUUCAGGAGCCGAUACAAAAACUCCAUCAAUGCCAUGCAUCUGGAUGACAAUAUCAACCUCCCACCAAAUCGCCCUGGGCUAGUCGUCUUCACAUCCGGAACUACUGGACCCCCUAAGGGUGCCGUGCUACCUCGAUGCUCCUUAUACCCUCGCCAACCAUGCUCCCCAGAGAACCGCCUGAUCAAGCUAUGCGACCGACCAGCACAUUGGAUCGGUGGAUAUGUCGGUUUGUUUCCGCUACUUCUCAGCGGGCACGGCAUUGAAAUUCUACCGCCAGGCUCUCCUCCUGCAGACUACUGGGAACUUCUGCGUCAACAGCGCGUUACUCGGGUUACAUGGGGCCCAAUGAUGUUCUCGCAACUGAAGCAAUACUAUGAAGACCACCUUCGGCUGCUAUCAGAUGCUGAACUUGAGCCAUACUUGCAAGGUGUCAGGGUGAUUCGAGGAUUGAGGGCCGGAUCGGCAAUGCCAGCGCCUGUUUUGCUGGAAUUUUGGCAUAACUUGCUUGGACAACCGCUUCAAAUGGGGUAUUCUGCCACCGAAGCAGGUGGAUUGAUGAGUGCAUUACUCAACGUUGCCACCGCAAAGCCGUCAUCGAUAGGCAAACCGAUUCCCGGUGUCGAAAUGAAACUUUCCGAAGGUGACAAGGGAGAAAUUUUGGUCAAAAGUCCUCGGAUCAUGUUAUGUUAUUUGAACAAUCCCGAAGCGACUCGGGCCGCAUUCACCGAUGAUGGGUUCUACCGGACCGGAGACGUGGCACAUAUGGAUGGUGACGAGUUCAUUUUUGACGGACGUGUCUCAACAGACUUUGUACAGGUGUAUGCAUAUCGGGUUCCAAUUUUGGAUGUCGAGAACGCAGUAACAGCGCUGCCUGAUGUUGUGGAGGCUGCGGUUGUUGCAGUUCCCGACCGGGCUUGCGCGAACCAAAUCGGCGCCGUCAUCAGGCUGCGGCAGGGAAUGGCCAAGAUGUCUUUGGAUAAGCUGCGCAGUGACCUUUCCCAGUCACUGCCUGCAUACACCCUGCCGACCAAACUGCGGGUACUGGACGAUGACGAGGUGCUGCCGAGAACUGUGUCGUACAAGAUCCAGCGGAAACAGACCGCCACCAAGUUCUUUGGGGACAGCGCAGCAGUGGAUCGCGUACAGGUAUGUUCGAAACUUCAGGCUGGUAAGGAUCGCCCUGUGAAGGCGUGGGAUUGGGCAGGGUUGCAGUGA